This is a messenger RNA of Eurypyga helias (sunbittern), 1552 nucleotides long. RefSeq names its product dehydrogenase/reductase (SDR family) member 3 (gene DHRS3). Gene Ontology annotation, molecular function: oxidoreductase activity, acting on the CH-OH group of donors, NAD or NADP as acceptor. Bases 1 to 1095 code for a protein of 364 amino acids. The transcript is spliced from 8 exons. NCBI's taxonomy places the organism in Eukaryota, Metazoa, Chordata, Aves, Eurypygiformes, Eurypygidae. The record is from RefSeq and is a predicted model, not a curated record. Gene Ontology annotation, cellular component: lipid droplet.
AUGGAGUUCAACCUUGACUUCUUGUUCAGUCAGCGUUCCUUCUCCCGGUCAGCACGGAUAGCAGCUUGCACCCGCUGGAUCCGGAGGUCAGGUUUGUCCUUCGGCUGUGUCCUCUUUCCCAGCAAGUCCUGGGCUGAAACUCCUAGCGAGGCUUCUGUGAGUGCCAACUUGUAUCGGAAACAAGAGGUCGUUCAGGGUGUCCUUUACCACGAUGAUGAGGUGCAACUGCUGCAGAUAGCUCUGACACCUCCUAUGCUGUCGGGACGUGCGUAUUUGAAGCAGAAGCAGUUUGACUCUAACAAAAGUUUCUGGCUGCAGAUCAUCCUGUGGGGUCGAACUGAGAAAUGCCUGAAGGAGACCACAGAGGAAAUCAGGAUGAUGGGGACAGAGUGCCAUUAUUUCAUCUGUGAUGUGGGAAAUCGAGAGGAGGUCUAUCGGCAAGCCAAAGCUGUGCGGGAAAAGGUGGGUGAUAUCACAAUCCUGGUGAACAAUGCUGCCGUGGUCCAUGGUAAGAGCCUGAUGGACAGCGACGAUGACGCACUGCUCAAAUCGCAGCAUAUAAACACCCUGGGACAGUUCUGGGAAGGAUUUUGGGGGCUUUUUCUGCACAAACUUGGCCUGUUUGGAAUCUUUCAGGAAAUGAUAAAGCAGCAAGAUUCCCUGCCAAGGAUGCUGGAGUUGCAGAAUGGACACAUUGUUUGCCUGAACUCUGUCCUGGCCUUGUCAGCCAUCCCUGGGGCCAUUGACUACUGCACCUCCAAAGCCUCGUCCUUUGCCUUUAUGGAGAGCCUGACCCUGGGGCUGCUAGACUGCCCUGGAGUGAAUGCCACCACAGUCCUGCCCUUCCACACCAGCACAGAGAUGUUCCAGGGCAUGAGAAUCAGGUUCCCUAAUCUUUUUCCUCCUCUCAAGCCAGAGACAGUGGCUAGGAGGACAGUAGAAGCCGUUCAGCUGAAUCAAGCUUUCCUGCUCCUUCCAUGGACAAUGCAUGUUCUUGUCAUCCUAAAAAGCAUUCUCCCUCAGGCAGCACUUGAAGAAAUUCACAAGUUUUCUGGAAGUUACACCUGCAUGAACACUUUUAAAGGACGAACAUAGACUUGAUGGGGCAAGGACUGUUCUUCAGCGAAACCAACACAAGCAUGAAAAUCCUGACAAGGCUGUGAAUCAGCAGUCUUGGCUUUUAGCCUGUUCAUGUGACUUGCGCUGCUCUGAGGCAACACAUUUCUUGCAGGGCAUAUCCAUAGUAACAUGACCUUUGCACAGGAUUGAAUGACUAGACUAUGGACCCUUGGAAGGAAAAAGAAAAGUGUGAAAUGUUUAUAUGAUGUUUAAUUCUUUAGAGAUCAACUGUUAAAUCUACUCAUAGUUUUAAGAUGUAAUUUUUGUUUCUGAAGUGUCUGUAGGCUGUCUCAGCUGCGAGGCAGCACAUCACACCCCAUCCUUUUUCCCCUCUUCUCAGAGGAACUGCAAUUACAAACUGCUACUGGUUUCAUUUCAGCUUUUUGAAGGGGGAACGUAAAAAAUACUUCAAAGAACUAAAAGUUACGGACAU